AUGGCAGAAAAUGCCACCAGGGUGACAGAAUUUAUCCUGAUGGGGUUCCAGCUCCAAGCAUCCCUGCAGAUGAGUUUCUUCUUUGUGUUUCUGGUCUUUUAUCUGAUCACCAUUGGGGGAAAUCUAGGCAUGAUCAUACUAAUUCAGAGCGACCCUCGGCUCCAGACACCCAUGUACUUCUUCCUCAGCCACCUUUCCUUUUUGGAUAUUUGCUAUUCUUCUGUCAUUGUCCCUCAGUUGCUUGUGACCUUGGGGACGGAUAAGACUGUCAUCACCUAUGGACGUUGUGCCGCCCAGUUCUUCUUUUUCACCCUCUGUGCUAGCACGGAAUGUUUCCUUUUGGCUGUGAUGGCCUAUGACCGCUACGUGGCUGUGUGUAACCCUCUCCUCUAUGCCAUGGCGAUGACCCCACAGGCUCGUCUGGGGCUGGUGAUGGCAGCGUAUGGUGGUGCCAUGGUGAAUACUGUGAUCCGCACAGGGUGUACCUUCUCCAUCUCCUUUUGUAAGUCCAACCAAGUCGACUUCUUCUUCUGUGACCUGCCACCAUUGUUGAAGCUUGUCUGUAGUGAGACAAGGCUCCAGGAACAGGUCAUCUUCCUCUUUGCUUUUCUGGUCAUCACAACCAGCAUUCUGAUCAUUCUUAUGUCGUAUCUAUUCAUCAUUCGGGCGAUUCUGAAGAUCCGGACGGCAGGCGGCAAAGCCAAGACCUUCUCGACCUGUGCUUCUCACAUGACUGCAGUGGCCCUUUUCUUUGGAACACUCAUGUUUAUGUAUCUGAAAAGUAACAUGGGAAAAUCUCUCUGGGAAGACAAGAUUGUGUCUGUAUUUUAUACUGUGAUCAUUCCCAUGCUAAACCCGAUGAUCUACAGCCUGAGGAACAAGGAAGUGAAGGCAGCUCUGAAGAAAGUUACUCAAAGAAUGAAAGUAGCCCAAGCAGACUAA
Molecule: messenger RNA, 942 nt
Organism: Dipodomys spectabilis (banner-tailed kangaroo rat)
Lineage: Eukaryota; Metazoa; Chordata; Mammalia; Rodentia; Heteromyidae
Product: olfactory receptor 9I1-like
Exons: 1
Coding region: 1-942 (313 amino acids)
Biological process (GO): G protein-coupled receptor signaling pathway; sensory perception of smell
Cellular component (GO): membrane
Molecular function (GO): G protein-coupled receptor activity; olfactory receptor activity; odorant binding
Source: RefSeq, a predicted model, not a curated record